CUCGCUUCCAGCCCAACCGCAUCGUCGAAUGAGAGGCGCGAGCCCAAUGGCCUCUAUGGGGCGGCCUAUGGGGAGCAAAUGGGGAACCAUGGCCCAUGGCCGGCUGCGAAAAAAGAUAAUAAUCCCGACCGCGGCUUGAUUUUCGCUAAAGGGUGUGAGUGUUAGUGUGUGAGUGAGUGUGUGUGAUUUCUCACAUCUUGUCCCGUCUCUCUGCCGGAGGAGGUCUGUCUGCUCUGUUUUGCUGUUGAUGCCAUACUACUUAUGGUGCCGCCCACGUAUUGUCGAGUGUGGUAACAUUGCAGCGCGAUCCAGCAGGUAACAACGAGUCAAGUGAAGCGGCAGCAGCUCUCCUUGCGACGUUCAGGUCAGCCUUGCGAAAGCGAGGCCACCGGGGUAGAGAGAAAUGAUGUCGUCGUCGUCCAAACCGCUUACAAGUCGGAAAUCCCUGCGGGGAUUGAGCAUGUUCACCAAGGACGGGAAUUUCAGCGAUCCAGGCACACCGACAACUCCAGGAGCACCAGGAACACCAAGGACACCAGACACACCAAACAGGCGCGGCACUCCGACCCGGACCGAUCGCAACGGCCGUGACCGUACCGAGCGCAACACCGCACGAAACGGGGUACCAAGAAGACCGGGGACGCCCUCCGCUUCCAUGUCGGGGUUCUUCAAGAUGGAAGGCACGAGCGCCGCCGAGGUGGGCCCCGCAGGACCGGUACCCGCCGCCGCCGCCAGAGAUGCGGUCCGAACAGAAGGAACGGCCGAUACGGUACGGCGCGCUUCCUCGGCAAGAACCGCACAGCGACCCAGAGAACCUUCUCAAUUGGGCGCCCACAUUUCACGGCCUCCCUCUCGCAUGCCCUCGAUUCCAGGGCCACCUCGACAGCCCAACCAACCCGUGACGCCCUCUCUGCUCAAUCCGACUGUGUACACGCCUCCCACCAGAGAGCAACGAGCUGCCGCAGCCGCGUCGCGAGGUGAUCGCAACAAUUCAACCUCUUCUGCUCCCGGCGGCAGCCACCAGCUUACCUCCUCCGUCAGCUUCCCUGCGCAGGGACACCCAUCCCGUCCAAUGCACCGAAGCAGACCCUCGGCGCCCGAAAAUGGCCAACGGACGAAUGCCUGGGAGGACUCAACUGUUGCGUCCAUAUUUGGCGACCAUGAAAGCAGGGAUGGAAGAUCAGAAAGUGCCCACGAGCGCCAGGUAAACGGAGCUCAACACCCCCAGCUUGUGCGGGGCCGCCACUACAGCGACACUGCAUUUCCUCGCUCAAACACCCAGGCACAACAUCCAGCCGUCGCCCAACAACCCAAGUCUGCACGACCCACGCUCGACCACGAUGAGAACCUACCAUUUGUUAUCGGCGAAGGUGGUAUCCUCACCGUGGUUGAGGCCCCGCGAAGCCGCAACGAUCCCGAUGCUGUCGCCCUAAACAAGACCAUCGAAGCUAUCACCAAGGAGCGGGAGCCAACCAUCAAGAUCGAGGACGAAUAUGAGGGUGAUCGCGCAGCUUUCAACUCGACACCCACCAAACAACUUGGGGCCUUCCAGCGCGCACGACUCCCCCACCGCGACCCGAGGAAAGCAGGAUCAGUAAGAGGUGGCCAGGGCGGAUACACAUCAGACAUGCAAUCCCCAGGGAGGUCCUCGGAUGCCGGCGGGGACCUGGAGAAGAGCCGAAUCGAACAACGUCUACGCCGUGAGCGUGAACACGAGCGUCUGCGCGAACAGGAAAGGGAGAAGGAACGGAUCCGCAAGGAGGCCGAACGACGCGAACGCGAACGCCAGCGCAAGCAUGAGAUCCAACAUCAGCGCAGCACUGUCUUUGACGACCUCACCCCCGUCGAGUCCGAAGCACCACCGCUUCCCACACCCAACUUUAACAACACGCAAGCUGCUGUUGUCCCUAGCAGCAGCAGUGGCUUUGAUAUCGACGCCUCGUCGCCCGGCAAUGUCACACCUAAAGCGUCCGGCUCGCGCCAUCUUCGCCCGUCGCAGAUACCGAGCCAGCAGCCACUCCCUCCCCAACUCAAAGAUGCCUCGAUUGCUCUGGCGCGAACCACCAGCCGCCGGGCAAAGGAGAAGGAAGUUCAGAAACCACAGCAACCACCAAAGCCCGCCGUCGCCUCUCCAUUACCCAUCCUAGAACAGGCCAAAAAGCGCCGCCUUUCCACCCUCGACUAUGACGAUGCCCAACUCUACCAAAUGCCCUAUACCACUCUCCUCACUCAGUCCUUUGACGAAGACCCGCAAGAAGAGGCCCUUAAGCAACAAGCUCAAGCCACCACCAAACUCCAACAAGACGACCGUCCUCCAGCGGACGCAACCCUUGAAGACAAACUCCAACACUACAAGACCAAACCUCCGGCUCAACAAGCCGAGUUCUUUACGCACAUGAAGAUUGACGAGUGGGACGACGCGGGCGAUUGGUUCCUGGACCAGUUUACCUCUGUAGUCAAGAGGAUCAAGGACGCGAGGAGGGCGAAGAGGAAGAUGGUGGAGGAGUUUGAGGUGGAGAUCGCCGAGAGACAGGGAUCGGUUAAGAGCAAGAUUGAGAAGAUUGGACGGACACUGGAGAAUUUGAAAGAGGAGGGAAAGACGAUGAUGCAGGGGAAGGAGAUGGAUUUGGAGGAUUAGUCAUUCCAGUUGUCAUCGAUUGCUGCUGAGGAGGUGGGCUAGUUUCAUUGUAGCAAGUCAAUUGACUUGACGAGAUAGACAGACCUGUGGGAUUAAUACUUUGUAGGUUUUAUUUUGGCAUGGCGUUUUGGUAUGGGAAAGGUGUGAGAAAGGGACGGGAAGGAACAGGAACAGGAACAUAAAUACCCCCUUUUUGUAGGAUGUGUAAUGUUCGAGGCUGGGUUGGCCGUGGAUGUCUGCUUUUACCGUCGAUGUGGACUCUUCUUCCAAGGUAAUUAUUUACUCUCUGCUCAAGACACUGCGAGAUUGACGUCACAUAAUGUUUUGAUAUAAAACCAGAAUCAUGGCUGG
Messenger RNA from Neurospora crassa OR74A, 2989 nucleotides. RefSeq lists its product as hypothetical. The transcript has a single exon. Gene Ontology annotation, cellular component: RNA polymerase I core factor complex. Gene Ontology annotation, molecular function: TBP-class protein binding; RNA polymerase I core promoter sequence-specific DNA binding. NCBI's taxonomy places the organism in Eukaryota, Fungi, Ascomycota, Sordariomycetes, Sordariales, Sordariaceae. Gene Ontology annotation, biological process: nucleolar large rRNA transcription by RNA polymerase I. The record is from RefSeq and is a predicted model, not a curated record. The coding region runs from base 404 to 2638 and encodes 744 amino acids.